GUAAAUCAUCAAGAGCAUUUUACAACACUUGCUUUGUUGAUCAGAACAACAAACCCCAAAAGCCGUUAGAUAAAGAGGAAGACGCUGUGAAUCGUAAAUUUACCAAUGCUUAUGCGAUUUGUCGCCGCAUUUGACACAAAUAUGCACAUAAGCAUAAAAUGAGCUGCAUAAAUGUGGCCAUAAAUCACAGCGCACGUGGAUAUGCAGUCGUACGCAAUGCAAAUGAAUAUGCCCCCAAAUGUCGGCGAUAAAAUGCGCGCAAACGCCGUCACCCAAAUCGCUUAUCAACUAAAACACAAAAAGCGCCGCCGCCAAGUCGGCAAAUUUUGAAGUUCUAGCACCACAACAGUAUGCGAAUGUCGCAAAAUGGCAAAGUUACAAACAGUUUUAACAAUUUACUUGCUUCUUGUUUGCGUCGUGGCUCAAAAACGAGCCGUUGGGGAGGAGAAAUACUACGAUGACGAAUUGAUUGACCUGUCGGAGAUGGGCGAGUCGAUUUUUGGUAAUCCGGAUAGUGAAACUACUGGAGCUUUGGUGGACGCACAAGAUGAGCAUUCGCAACAGAAUCCCGAAGAGCUGGGCACCUACCACGAGGGUGAUAUACUAAUACCACUUAAUUACCGGCACGUUCGCACCGACGACACACGUAAUGGCCUCCUAGCGGUAAGCACACGCUGGCCCGGCGGCGUGGUUCCCUACGAAAUCAAAGGAAUAUUCACAUCCCAAGAGCUGGGCAACAUACAACAUGCCUUUAAAGAGUAUCACGACAAGACUUGCGUGCGUUUCAGGCCGCGCACAAACGAAAAGGAUUACAUUUCCAUUGUAAACGGCAAGUCUGGAUGCUGGAGCAGCAUUGGACGCCUAGGAGGUCGCCAAGAGGUCAACCUACAGUCACCCAACUGCUUGCGCACAUAUGGCACACCCAUACACGAACUUAUGCAUGCGCUGGGCUUUCUCCAUGAGCAAAAUCGCUACGAGCGCGAUGCCUACGUGCAGGUGCUGAGCGAGAACGUAAAGCCCGGCAUGUUGGCCAACUUUGAUAAGGGCAGCGCCAGGACACAAUCGGGCUUUGGCGUUGAUUAUGAUUAUGCUAGCGUGAUGCAUUACUCGACCACCAGCUUCAGUAGGAACGGACAGCCGACACUAAAAGCUUUGCGCAGCAAUCCUGAUGCACGCCAGAUGGGACAACGGCGCGGCUUCUCGCCCAGCGAUGUACGCAAGAUUAAUGCGAUGUACAAAUGCAAACUCUAAAUAGAUUUUCUCUGUUUU
Molecule: messenger RNA, 1269 nt
Organism: Drosophila montana
Lineage: Eukaryota; Metazoa; Arthropoda; Insecta; Diptera; Drosophilidae
Product: zinc metalloproteinase nas-1
Exons: 2
Coding region: 367-1251 (294 amino acids)
Biological process (GO): proteolysis
Molecular function (GO): metalloendopeptidase activity; zinc ion binding
Source: RefSeq, a predicted model, not a curated record